GAACCACCGCUGUAGACACAUGAAGGGGGUGGGGGAAGAGGCAAGUACGCAACCACUCAGGGCAGACGGGUACUGGAGCAAAAUAUUCAUCCUCACUUAACAUGUCAAUCAGGAUUAAUGCCCUUACAAACCUCGCCUUUAGGUUCAUCCAGCUCCUUUCACUAGUGGAAGUACCGAAGCCAGGGCAGAGGCGGUAAUAUAUAAGGCAGGACAGGACAGGAACACAACACUAAAGCCCAGCGGUUUCAGUAGCGCACACCACGGAGCGUCGCCUGGACUUGUGUUCCACGUCUGUGCGUCUCUAGCAGUGGCUGACAGGCGUAAUGACCAAUCACUCACACAUUUUGAGUGCGUGAUGCAUGUCGACUAACAUGUCAGAGCUCCUUGAAGUCACAUAGUUCUGCUUUUUUAUACAUACAUAUAUUUUCUCCGCCAGUGGAUUACUCAUGCAGCAGUGUCUGAGGCUGCAGAUAAGAUUGUUUGCAUGCGGAUAAACUUGCAAGAGCUCACGAGUCGUUGUUUCGGCACCGUUGGAGGAUAUCAGUUGUUGCACGUAAACUUGCAGCGUAAACAUUUAUACUUGAGCCCGUGAGCACCGCGCGAGAUGGAGCUGAAGAGCGCGUGUCGUAUGUUUCUUUUCCCGGUUCAGAUGCUCUAUUAUAUAGUCAGAGCAAGUUUGUUCUCGCUGUUGCCAAGCAGAAGGAAGGAUCUGACCAAGGAGGUGGUAUUGAUCACCGGUGGGGGACGAGGCAUCGGGCGUCACCUGGCCAAAGAGUUUGCCAAGCAGGGGGCCAGAAAGGUGAUCUUGUGGGGCCGAACAGAGAAGUGCCUCAAAGAAACAGCUGAAGAGAUCUCACUCUCAGGAACAGAGUGCCAUUACUUCCUGUGCGAUGUGGCCAAUCGGGAGGAAGUUUACAAACAAGCCAAGGUGGUUAGAGAAAAGGUUGGAGAUGUUACAAUAUUAGUGAACAAUGCAGCUGUAGUCCACGGCAAAAGUCUGAUGGACAGUGAUGACGACGCCCUUCUGAAAUCCCAACACAUCAACACCAUGGGACAGUUCUGGACUACAAAGGCCUUCCUGCCUCGCAUGCUGGAGCUGCAGCACGGCCAUGUAGUAUGCAUAAACUCUAUCCUGUCCCAGUCUGCCAUCCCUGGGGCCAUAGACUACUGCACCUCCAAGGCCUCAUCACUGGCCUUCAUGGAGAGUCUGACGCUGGGCCUGCUGGACUGUCCUGGCGUUGGCUGUACCACCGUUCUUCCUUUCCACACCAACACGGAGAUGUUCCAGGGCAUGAGAGUCAGGUUUCCCCAGCUCUUUCCUCCUCUUAAACCUGAGGUAGUUGCUCAGAGGACUGUGGAUGCAGUCAGAGCUGACAAGGCCUUCCUCUACCUGCCCUGGACUAUGCAUGCGCUUGUCAUUCUAAAAAGCUUCAUGCCACAAGUUGCACUUGAAGAAAUCCACAGGUUUUCUGGGAGUUAUACCUGCAUGAACACGUUCAAAGGAAGGACAUGAACCUGGAUUGCGCACAAUGUGAGAGCGACCUCAAUAGCUCUGAGAUGUAAUGAAGGAAAUAUGGACCUUAAGACAUCUGGAAGUGGAGGAGGCCCCAUGAUAGUGUGAAGAGAAACACUUAGGGGACAUGCAAGGUGGUUGCUUCUGCAGGUAGAAUUAAUUGAUAAACUGCAGGAUACACCGUGGUCCCAUUUGUAUGUAUGUGUGUGCGCAUGUGUAUAGUAUGGAGAACUGAAUGCCAUUCUCACUUUGAACAGAAGCCAUGCAUAGGUCUGUACCAGUAGUUAUUUUGGAAGUUUUUGUGACACUUGUUUUAGUCUGUUUUUACACAUCUUUUUUUAUUCUCCUUUAAAUGUGUCUUUGAAUCAAAACAAGAUAAUAAAAUGGAGUUUUAGAGA
Messenger RNA from Morone saxatilis (striped sea-bass), 1911 nucleotides. It is a transcript of the gene dhrs3b, whose product is annotated as dehydrogenase/reductase (SDR family) member 3b. The transcript is spliced from 6 exons. Gene Ontology annotation, cellular component: lipid droplet. The record is from RefSeq and is a predicted model, not a curated record. Gene Ontology annotation, molecular function: oxidoreductase activity, acting on the CH-OH group of donors, NAD or NADP as acceptor. NCBI's taxonomy places the organism in Eukaryota, Metazoa, Chordata, Actinopteri, Moronidae. Bases 605 to 1513 code for a protein of 302 amino acids.